AUGGAGCGCUCCUUGGCUGGUCAGGAUCAAUCCUUGGUCGAGGACCGUGCCAUGCUGGCGGAGCUGAAGAGCAGCUGGGACGCCAAGAGCGGCCUGCACGCGCAGCGCACGGAGCAGCGCCGGAAGGAGCUGCUAGCGCUGCAGGAUGCCAUCAACCUCCUGGAUUCCGACAAGUCUCUGGAGCUUUUUCGUGGCCGUGCUUCGUCGACUUCGUCCUUGUUGCAAACCUCGAAGGAUCGCACGGACGAGGUGAAGAAACUCCUCUCCAAGGUGUCGACAUCCUCUCCUGAGCUCAACUUUUUGGCCCUGGCGCUCUCGGGCAAACAGGUGGAUUUCACCAAGAUUGUGGAGAAGAUUGAUGGCAUGAUUGCUUUGCUGAAGACCGAGCAGAAGGACGACGAGGGCAAAAAGGCCUACUGCCAGAAGCAGUUCCAUGCAACGGAGAUGAAGAGCCACAGCCAGCAACAGGACUUGGCCUCGUUGGCGGCCAGCAUUAGCCAGAAGGCAGAGGCCACCAAGCAAUUGGCCAGUGAAGUGAAGCAGUUGCAGGAUGGGAUUGCCGCCAUGGACCAGAGUAUUGCCACCGCCGGGGAGACUCGGAAGGCUGAGCACCAGGAGUUCCAGGAGCUCAUGACCUCGGACACCUCGGCCGUGCAGCUUCUGGAGAUGGCCAAGGCGCGCUUGGCCAAGGUCUAUCACCCCGGAGCCGCGGCGCUUCUGUCCACCUCCACCAACGCUUCAGUCGCCUCAGUCCACCUCAACGCUCAGCUGUCGAAGCACGGCUUCGUCGCCCCACCGGCCACCGUGGAGGGCGAGUACCAGACUCAACAGAGCUAUGGAGUUCUGUCCAUGAUGGAUUCCCUGAAGUCCGACAUCGAGCAAGAGAUAGCUCUGGCCAAGAUGGACGAGGGAAGCGCGCAGAAGAAAUACGAGGAGACUUUGGCAGACGCCGCCAAGAAGCGGGAGGCUGACUUGACGCUCAUUGCAGAGAAGUCCAAGAACAAGGCUGACUUGGAAAUGGACUUGGAUGAAGACAAAGCUGCGUCGAGAGGCAAAAAGACGGAGGCCGCAGCAACAGCGGACUUUGUGAAGAACUUGCACACGGAGUGUGAUUCGCUGCUUCAGAACUUCGACCUCCGAGCUGAGGCCCGUUCAGACGAAAAGGAGAACCUGGUGCGCGCCAAGACGGUGCUGACCAACGCGCGGCGGCAAAAGAAGUUGCCGCUGGCCUUGGAGAGUCUUCAGCUGGAAGCGUUGCUGGCCGACACAGCACUGCUGCUUUGUGCCAGCGCCAAGGGACGGCACCACGCCCAUCAUGCGCCGGCGGUGCGACCCGUCGUGGCGGCAACGCCAAGCAUGGAGCCCUUGCCGCCGGAGCCGGUGCAAAGUGAGGCAACAGCCCCACCGGCAGAUUUGGCGGCAGUUUGGGUGCACAAGGCGGGGAAGGGCAGUGAGCAAUGGGUGCGCUCAUGCACGGUGCAGCAGCUGGAGAUCUAUCGCUUGCGGAAGCGACUGCAAAGCUUGACGGUGCUGGUGAAGUUUGCGUUCUUGUCUCUAUCCCUCUUUGAGGAGCCCUGUUGGCACUUGCGGUGUCCCGAAUGUGAGGUGAAAUAUAGUUGGCAGGUGCCGCAGUUGCCUUUUUGGGCAUCCAAUGGUGCGGAAAUCCUGUGCUUAGUGUACUUUGGGAUCAGUUUUUGGCUUCGGGAGCUGUCCCUAGGCGUUGGUAGCCGACGGCUUUAUUGGCAUUCCAUCCGCGAGGUCUUAGUUGCUUUGUCCUUGGCUGAUUGCUUGGUCGCCAGCUUCAACACCCAUGGUAUUGUUCCUGGCAUCUUUCGCCUCUGUCGAUUGUUUCGUCCCUUGAUUUUCAUCUCCGUCAGCAAGUUCGUGCGUCGGACGGUGAACCGCCUCUGGCGAAGUGCUCUGCACUUCUGGGACAUUUUGGCAGCCCUUGGUGUGGCCGUGCUCUUUUUCACGUGGCUGGCCAUCGUGGUCUUCUCCCGCAGCGAAGAAGGCCGAGAACAUUUCCAUGAUUGGCCUGAGGCUUUAGCUUCCUUGUGGGUCCUGUUUACCACAGCCAACUUCCCGGAUGUGAUGAUCCAGUCCUACACCGAGACGCGGUCCUCCUUUUUUUUCUUCUUCAUGUAUUUGCUGAUUUGCCUGUACCUUCUCAACAACGUCCUCCUAGCCGCAGUCUACGACGCCUACAAGGACAGACAUCAGCCAAGUAGAAUCGCGAUGGGGUGA
Cladocopium goreaui is the source of this 2244-nucleotide messenger RNA. The record is from the annotation of a GenBank genome assembly. Lineage: Eukaryota; Dinophyceae; Suessiales; Symbiodiniaceae.